CCCACCUAACGCUUCUGCUGAAACUCGUAAUGACUGUAUGGCUUUCAGUUAAUGUUCGGGUGAAUUUUGUAAGUCUCCGGGAAAAUUGUUACGUUUAAGGCGCAUUUUUUUAGUUAACGGAAAGUAGAGCAUUACGUGACAGUCAAUAAAUUGGAUUAGCGCUAAGUCAAGUCACCGGUGAAUGAUAGUAUUGUAAACCUGGCUAGCUAGCUAAACGGACAGCUCUUCUGUCGUCUGCUAACGUUGCAUGCAAUAAAAGGUUUAGGUCUUCAGUAGCUGUCAGCUGGUGUAGAAGUCAUUGGGUCAUCAUGGAGAGUUACAGUCAGCGGUUUGAAUCCACCACCGGACGGGACAGUAAAUCUCAAAAGAAGAAGGGCUCCACUUCGUCAUACACCGAUGACGGAGACCGCAAACCAAAAUUUCACUUACCCUUUAGAAACAUCACAGAUGAUGUGCUGGACAGAUUCGCCAGUAUUCGGAUUCCCGGUAGUAAAAAGGAGCGCCCACCCUUGACACAAUCUAAGCACAAUGCAAACGACUGGUCCAGUUCUUCAUCCUCCACCUCACAUCAUUUUGAGGAACUAUCGUCAAAGAUAAACUCAGAAAAGGAGAUCUUGGCUCUUUUUGAAAAGAUGAUGGAAGACAUGAACUUGAAUGAGGACAAAAAGACUCCUUUGAGAGAAAAAGACCUCAACACAAAGAAAGAAAUGGUCAUUCAGUAUAUAUCAACUGCCUCUAAAACUGGCAACUUGAGAAGCAGCCAUCAGAUUUCUCCCCAGGAAUUCCUUAGUGAGCUGAAGUCAGGGGUCAUGGAUGAACGUCUGUUUUCCUGUCUAGACUCACUGCGAGUGUCCCUUACCAGCAACCCCGUCAGCUGGGUGCAAAACUUUGGGCAUGAAGGUCUUGGACUGCUGCUAGACAUUUUGGAGAGGUUGCUAUUCAAGAAACACCAAGAGAAAAUUGACAAAAAGAACCAACAUAAAGUUAUCCAGUGUCUCAAAGCCUUCAUGAACAACAAGUAUGGCUUGGAUCGAAUUCUGGGGGAGGAGAAAAGUCUUGCUUUACUGGCAAGAGCCAUUGAUCCCAACCAGUCUGCAAUGAUGACCGAUGUGGUAAAGCUGUUGUCAGCCAUCUGCAUUGUAGGAGAAGAGAACAUUUUGGAGAAGGUCCUUGAAGCCAUCACCACAGCGGGGGAAUGGCGAGGCAUUGAGAGGUUCAGUCCCAUUGUGCAAGGACUACGCGAUCGCUCAGUUCAAUUACAAGUGGCAUGCAUGCAGCUCAUCAAUGCACUAGUAACAUCCCCUGAUGAGCUGGACUUCAGGCUGCACAUUAGAAAUGAAUUUAUGCGCUGUGGCCUGAAAGAGAUAUUGCCGCAACUGCUAGUCAUCAGGAAUGAGGCCCUUGACAUUCAGCUCAAGGUAUUUGAGGAGCACAAAGAAGAGGACAUGAUGGAGUUCUCUCACAGACUGGAAGACAUUAAGAGUGAGCUUGAUGAUGCAGGUGAUAUAUUCAGUAUUGUGCAGAGCAUGGUAAAGGACAGCAGUGCAGAGCCAUAUUUCCUCUCUAUACUGCAGCACCUCGUGCUUAUACGAAAUGACCACUUGAUCAGGCCACAGUACUUUAAGAUCAUUGAGGAAUGUGUUUCUCAAAUUGUGCUCCACCGUAGUGGCACUGACCCAGAUUUCAGUUACCGCAAGCGCCUCGAUGUCGACUUUAGCCACCUAUUAGAGGUGUGCGUGGAUAAAUCUCGAAUAGAUGAAUAUGAACAACAAGCUUCGGAACUGGCACAGAAGUUUGAUGAGGAAUUUCUAAGCAGACAGGAGGCACAAGCUCAGCUGGUCAAGUGUGAAGAAAAAAUAGCUGAACUCCAAGCAGAGCUACAGGCCUUCAGGUCCCAGUUUGGAGCUGUACCCGUGGGGCCGGCCAAUGCUGGACAGGCAUCAUCUUCUUCAACAAUCCCAUCUGGGGUUCCAAUUCCUGCUCCAGCAUCUCUUGGGCCAGUCCCACCACCACCUCCCCCUCCGCCUCCGUUACCUGGUUGUCCUGCACCACCUCCACCACCUGGAAUGCCUCCUCCAUUUGGUGCUCCCCCACCACCCCCUCUUGGAUUUGGGGGUGGUCUAGGCUCACCUACCCACCACACUCUGCCUUAUGGCCUCAGGCCAAAGAAAGAAUUCAAGCCUGAAACCUCCAUGAAGCGCCUGAACUGGUCCAAGAUUCGUCCCCAAGAAAUGUCAGAGGGCUGUUUUUGGGUGCGGGUUGAUGAGGACCAGUAUGCAAAGCCAGAUCUGCUCAACAGAGUUGCUCUUACUUUUGGAUCACAGAGAACAGAAACAAAAGACUGUGAGGAGAGUGUACUGGCAGAGGAACCACCUAAAAAAGAAGAGGAGGAUACAGAGGAUAAGAAAUCCAUAAAGAAGAGAAUUAAAGAGCUGAAGGUGCUCGAUCCAAAGAUUGCACAGAAUCUGUCCAUCUUCCUAGGCUCCUUCCGCAUCCCUUAUCAGGAAAUUCGACGCAUGAUAGUGGAGGUCGAUGAAGAGCAACUCUCUGAACCUAUGAUCCAGAACCUUGUAAAGCACCUACCGGAGCAGGAGCAGCUUAAUGCGCUGGCCACAUACAAAAAUGAGUACUCUAAUUUGUCAGAGCCUGAGCAGUUUGGGGUUGUGAUGAGCAGUGUGAAGCGGCUGCGUCCUCGCCUCAGCCACAUCCUCUUCCGGCUUCAGUUUGAGGAGCACGUAAAUAAUCUGCGACCAGAUAUUCUGGCCGUAAAUGCCGCAUGUGAUGAGGUCAGGAAGAGCCGCUCCUUUGGCCGCUUAUUGGAGCUGGUGCUACUACUGGGGAAUUACAUGAAUGCGGGCUCUCGAAACGCCCAAUCAUAUGGCUUUGACCUGAGCUCCCUUUGCAAGCUAAAGGACACCAAGUCAGCAGAUCAGAAGACAACCUUACUUCACUUCCUGGCACAAGUAUGUGAGGACGAAUUUCCAGACGUGGUCAAGUUUCUUGACGACCUAGAGCAUGUGGAUCGAGCAAGCAGAGUGUCUGCAGAGAAUCUGGAAAAGAGCCUCAGGCAGAUGGAGAGGCAGCUGCUGCAGCUGGAGAGAGACCUGGAGACUUUCUCCUCCUCCGAUGACCCCAACGACAUGUUUCUUACCAAAAUGGCUAGCUUCAGCAAAGUUGCACGGGAGCAGUAUGACAAGCUGGUGAUCAUGCACGGCAACAUGGAGACGCUGUAUCAGAACCUGCUGGAGUACUUUGCUAUUGAUCCUAAGAAGACUUCUGUGGAGGAGCUGUUCACUGAUCUCAGCAACUUCCGUUCAAUGUUCACUCAAGCACUGAAAGAGAACUUCAGGCAGAGGGAGACGGAGGAGAAACAGAGGAGAGCGCGGGCAGCAAAGGAGAAGGCAGAGCGUGAAAAGCGGGAGAGACAGCAGAAGAAGAGGAGGUUGCUGGAAGUCAAUGCAGAGAAUGAUGAGACAGGUGUGAUGGAUAGUUUGCUGGAAGCCCUACAGUCAGGAGCUGCAUUCAGAGACCGCAGGAAGAGAGCGCCAAGACCCAGAGAAAACAACAAGGCACCUUUACAAAGGUCUCGCUCUCGGCAGAAUAUAAAUGCGAGUUCAGCGGCGGUGAAAGCUCCCUCUGCCCGGGAGGCCCAUAAUGAGUCUGAGAGCCAUCCAUCUGCAGCCAGAGCCAAAGCUGCUGUGGGUUCAGAGUCGGGCCGCGGUUACAGGAACGUGGCGGGUCACGGCUAUGGGCCGGACAGAGAGAGGGUGUUGGAGAGAGUUAAAGCGACCGAAAAAGAGAUGGAGGUUGGCACAGGAAGCGCGGGAACUCCAGCCUUCCAGUCAUCCUCCUUUAGUCCCACAGUGAGCAGCUGUGGCACCAAUGGAGAGUCAGAUGUAGAGGCACUCCUCGCGAAACUAAGAGCCUUGUGAGGGUCAUUUCUUAUAUUUGAAAGAAAAAAAUAUAUAUACACAUUUUUUUAUAUGCAGCAUAUAGUACAUUUCUGCCCACACAUUUAAAUAUACUCUGAUUAUAACCUUAAAGGUCAUAAUCAAAAGCUUUGUUAACAAGAGGAAAUAUAAAUAAAUAGCUGGGCAACUAAAUAAUGACAAUGCAUUUGUGUAGAAACGGUAAUGAAUUCAUGGACCAUGUUUUUAAGGCACAGUGGUACAAAAAAAAUCAUUUUCUGGCAGAUGGAGCACAGAAAGCUGAUCGCACUUUGGCCUGCCCAAUGUCCUCAGAGGUUAUUUCUUGAAAAACUCUGAUUGUGAUUCAUUAGGAAUAUUGAAGCGUAUUAGUUGAUUACAUUAUAUUUCAAAAAUGAAAAUGCACCCAAAUAGAUUCUGCCGUCUUUAUCUGAUCCUCCUCUGUGUGCUGCCAUUAACAUUUAUGAAUUCCAAAGAAUCAGAAUAUAACAGCUUUUCCUCUGAAAGCUGCAGAUGCAAUGUUGCUAAGCACUUUUUUUUGUAAACCAUAAAAAAUGUUUAAAAACAAACUUUAAUCGCAUUUGCAUUUUUACAUCUUUAUCAUAUGUCUUGUCCUGUCUGUAUUUAUGUAUCACAUUAGUCAAGUACAAUUGAAAGUUUCAAACUUACAUUUAUUUGUAUAACUUUUGGUUUUUAUUUUUAUUUUUAUGUUUUCCUUUCUUUCUUUGUUCUUUAUAAGUUCUUUUUGUUUCCACUCCCUAUGUGUUAAUGGUCUGUCUCUGUGUUUAUAAAUGUAUUAAUACUUACGAGUUAAGCCACGAUUGCGCUUCCACGGGUUCUAAUAUUAGAUUUUGUUAGAGUUUGGUGGUACUGGACUGUUUUUUGCUCUGUGUAUUUUCUAGUGAAUGUAAGUCUUCAGAAAAGGGAACAAACUUUGAUCCAAAAUAUGGCACAAAGCACCAGAAUGUGUUUUUUUUUUCUUUCUUCUGCAUUGCAACUGAACUUACUUAACCAUACUUGUUAUAUCUCUAUCUGUAUUCCUAGUUUUUGUAGACAUAUUUGCAAUAAAAAAAGGAAAUAAA
Molecule: messenger RNA, 5008 nt
Organism: Maylandia zebra (zebra mbuna)
Lineage: Eukaryota; Metazoa; Chordata; Actinopteri; Cichliformes; Cichlidae
Source: RefSeq, a predicted model, not a curated record